AUGGCAUAUUCUCGUUGUUCUCAACCAAUAUCUACGUCUCAACCCGCCUCUCCUUUACCUCCGACCUUAGUUAGGCUAUAUUUUUUGAAGGAAAGUGACAAUCCUCAAACUGAGUGGGAAAAGUGCAAGACAAACCUUGAGAAAUGGAAAGAGGGUACUUUAGUUGAUACACCUCCAUUACAGACUCUUCAAGACUGCCAGAAACGUAUGGUGGCCAAAUUAAUAUGGCGUACUAACCUCCUUGAAGACACUCUACCCGGUGGUGUAAAGGAAGAAGAGACCAUCAGCAUACUAGAAAAAGUCUAUAAGAAUGACGAAAAAGAGGAGGAUAACAGUUACAGUGGCAGUGCCAGUGGUAUCGACCAAUUGGUGAAUCAUGUCAAGGCAUUGGAGUUUCUUCUUUCUCAUAUCAAAUCAGACCUCACUGAAGAAAUAAUAUUGAAAACACACAAGAUCAUGAUGAAAGGUCUUACUACUGAAGAAGGAUUCCCGAUACAUAAUGGAAAAUAUCGGCAAUAUUCAGUUUGUGCAGGUUUUCACACUUUCCCCUCGUACACCUGCAUACCAAAUGCAAUGGGUGACAUAUUGAAGACAUACAACGACCGGAUGUCAACGAAAGAUCAUGAUCCAUUUGUUCUAGCUAGAUGGGUAUAUUAUCAUGUUGUUUCCCUUCAUCCUUUUGAAGAUG
Messenger RNA from Amphimedon queenslandica, 688 nucleotides. RefSeq lists its product as uncharacterized. The transcript has a single exon. The annotation marks the transcript as partial. NCBI's taxonomy places the organism in Eukaryota, Metazoa, Porifera, Demospongiae, Haplosclerida, Niphatidae. The record is from RefSeq and is a predicted model, not a curated record.